Molecule: messenger RNA, 3740 nt
Organism: Pygocentrus nattereri (red-bellied piranha)
Lineage: Eukaryota; Metazoa; Chordata; Actinopteri; Characiformes; Serrasalmidae
Product: 6-phosphofructo-2-kinase/fructose-2,6-bisphosphatase-like
Exons: 14
Coding region: 125-1534 (469 amino acids)
Biological process (GO): fructose 2,6-bisphosphate metabolic process; fructose metabolic process
Cellular component (GO): 6-phosphofructo-2-kinase/fructose-2,6-biphosphatase complex; cytosol
Molecular function (GO): 6-phosphofructo-2-kinase activity; fructose-2,6-bisphosphate 2-phosphatase activity; ATP binding
Source: RefSeq, a predicted model, not a curated record
UCCACCCACAGGGCUUAGUCCACUGCUGAGUUGCUUUUCAAAGAUAGGCCCACCAUCACACACAGACACAUCCUGCAGUCAGACUGGAUAGAUACUCUUUUACUGAUACACAAGCUUAGUGGAAAUGGCUCACCUGCAAAGUGAACUUACCCAGAACCCCCUGGAAAAGAUCUGGGUUCCAUGGAUGAGCAGCAAACUGAGAAGAAGAGGCUCAUCUGUGCCUCAAUUUACUAACUCGCCCACUAUGAUAGUGAUGGUGGGGCUGCCAGCCAGAGGAAAAACCUACAUCUCCAAAAAACUCACACGCUACCUCAACUGGAUCGGGGUUCCAACGAAAGUAUUCAAUGUUGGGCAAUACCGCAGAGAGGCUGUCCAAGCCUACAAGAAUUUCGAGUUCUUCAGUCCAGACAAUGAAGAAGCAAUGAAGAUUCGGAAAGCGUGCGCCCUCGCUGCGCUGAAGGACGUGUCUGCCUACUUCACUCAGGAUCACGGCCAGGUGGCGGUAUUUGAUGCCACGAACACAACACGUGAACGGAGAGAGAUCAUCCUGUCCUUUGCCAAAGAGAACGGCUACAAGGUGUUUUUCGUGGAGUCCAUUUGUGAUGACCCUGAAGUCAUUGCUGAAAAUAUCAAGCAAGUGAAGCUCAGCAGCCCUGAUUAUAUUAACUGUGACAAAGAGGAGGCAGUGAAGGACUUUCUGAAGAGGAUCGAGUGCUACAAGGUCACCUAUGUUUCUCUGGAUGAUGACAGAGACAGAAAUCUGUCCUAUAUAAAGAUCUUUAAUGCAGGGAUCAGAUAUUUGGUGAAUCGUGUGCAGGAUCACAUCCAGAGCAGGAUUGUGUAUUAUCUGAUGAAUAUUCAUGUUACACCACGCACAAUCUACUUGUGUCGCCAUGGAGAGAGCGAGCUGAACCUGCUGGGCCGCAUCGGGGGGGAUUCUGGCCUGUCACCUCGGGGAAACAAGUUUGCUGCUGCGCUAGGGAAAUACAUCAGAGGCCAGUGCAUCCUUGACCUGAAGAUCUGGACCAGUCACAUGAAGAGAACCAUCCAGACUGCAGAGGCAGUGGGCGUUCCCUACGAGCAGUGGAAAGCUCUCAAUGAGAUUGAUGCUGGCGUGUGUGAGGAGAUGACGUAUGAGGAGAUUCAGGAACACCACCCGGAGGAGUUUGCACUCAGAGACCAAGAUAAAUACCGCUACCGCUAUCCAAAGGGUGAGUCCUAUGAAGACCUGGUCCAGAGGCUGGAGCCAGUCAUCAUGGAGCUGGAGAGACAGGAGAACGUCCUGGUCAUCUGUCACCAGGCUGUGAUGCGCUGCCUUCUGGCCUACUUCCUGGACAAAAGUGCAGAUGAGCUGCCGUAUCUGAAGUGUCCUCUGCACACAGUGCUUAAACUCACACCUGUUGCCUACGGCUGUAAAGUCGAAUCAGUUUUCCUGAAUAUUGAGGCGGUGAAUACACACAGAGAUAAGCCUGUGAACGUCAGCGUGGACAGAGACGCUGAAGACGCUCUCCUGACGGUUCCUGAGCACAUCUAGAGCUCUGAAAAGGCCAUGAAGAAAAGUUUCUUCCUCAUCAGCAUCACUACACUGGAACAGUGCAUUUUGAUGCAUCCUUGACCCAGUUUGGAUGUCUGUCUUAAUUGCAAUGAUUCGUGUUGUAAAAAUGUCCCAUGUUAUGGUGGUUGGUGAAGAGCCAGUCGUGGAGAAAUGUCCAUUCACCUACUUCAGAGGGGAUCAGAAGUUGGAUUACGCAGCAAGGCAAAACAAAACAAGAAACUGAGGCUAAUUAAGUCAAAAAAUUGGAUUAAACUGCUGGGAGUCUUGAUUUGGAUGAUGGCAAAGCCAAAACUUGACAUUUAAAGAUAUAGUGUGGUUAAAAAAGUCAAACUUACACUUUUCCCUUUCAGAUAUAGUCAGCUAAGACAUGUUUGGUGUCAUGGUUGGUUGCUUAUUUAGUUUUAGCACUGGAACCACGAGGCUAAUGUAGCUAUCAAGUAACAGAAGUUUAUUAGUGCUACAUUGCAUGGUAGAUCACCUCUCAUUUGCCCAAACCGUGUGGAGUUAUUCAGUAUCUCUAAUAGACUUGAUUAUGUGAUUUCUGACACUGUGUGACUCACUAAAGCUGUAAACAGAAGCUAAAGUAAAUUAUCUUAGCUAAAAACAGUAGCAGCAUCCAUCUUGAAGCCUGAUUUUUCAUUCCAAAGUUGAGGAGGAGAUUUCAGACACUAAACAUGUCUUGGCUCACUACAUCUAGAAUAAAAUUGUGUAAGUUUAUUGUUUAACUGCUCCUUUAAUGGAAGUUCCACCAAAUUCUGAAUAAUUCAGUGGUAGAGAUGUAAGAGUGGUUUGGUGUGAAAUGGUUUACAGUGGUGCUGAUAGGAACCAAGGGGCAAUAUCGACAGCACAAACUAAUCCAAUAGUUUAUUUUACCAAUUAAUUUUUAAACUAAUUUUAUUAACUAUUAAAAUGACCAGUGAGGCUGCACUUCAUAUGUAAUGUUGACGAUGGCAAAAAAUGGCAAAUCGGGGAAAAAAUGUUUUCUUGCUUUUAGGUACUCUCUGCUCCGAUAAUAAUGCAUUUUAGGCCACCUGUGUCAGAAUCCAGUCCUCGUGGGCCGAAACACUGCAGACUUCAGCACGCUGCCUCAUUAAACACGCCUGAUUCAGCUCAUCAGCUAAUUCAGAGCGUUAGAUGAGAGUAAACCUCAAUCUCUAUAGCACUUUGGUGGGGAAGGUCCCCAGUUUUACACGCCUGUUUUAGACCAAAGUUCAGAACCAUUUCAUGUACUUACUUUCUGUGAGGGAGCUUUCAGAGGUGGAUAUCUGGUUCCUUUUACCAUCAUUGUGAUUAACUGAGUUACUCUAGAACAGAGCAUUUCACACCAAACCACUCCAAAUGACUUAUUUCGAUCUUAACUGUUAAAUUAAGCAGAAAUGUAAAUUCGAAUUCCACUUCAAUCACAAGCAGUCGACUGGCACAAGCUGGUUUGUCUGAACAGUUUUGGAGUUUUGGCUCCUGGUGCAUGAGGAGAGGCCAGUACAGUAUUCUAACAGGGAAAACAUGCUGUGAAGCUGGACCUCCCCCACCUAUGGUGCUUCAUCUGUUUUGGCCACAGCACAAAUGCUCGUGCCAUUAAUUUACCUCUCGGACUGUAGCUGAUUCUACCUGGACAAAACGCUCACGUCUGGAUUAUGUUUGUCAGUGUUUGUCCAAGCCGUGUGACAUGCAGUCAAGUGCAAAUGUUUGCACACCCCGGCCAAAUUACAUGUCCUGAAGUUAGAACACGCUUAUGCAUAUUUUAAAGCACAACUUAUGUAAGGGGGGAAGAAUAAAACACAAAAUGUGGCCUGUGCGGAAAGUACUUGCACGUUAUAUUUGGUGUUUUAUGUUCUUCCAAUAAAUUAAACUCAAAAAAAUUGCAGAAAAAAUGCCACAUUUAAGUGUUUUCUCUGUAGAAGAUGAACUUUUCACUUAGACAAUGAACAAAGGAUAUUAUUAGACCAGGGGUGUCUAAACAAUUGCAUAUGACUAAAUAUCUGUGAAUAUCAGGGCCUUGUUUAGCCCCAUGGGCUACAUGAUUACUAUAUGAUGUACAUGAAUACUUGGAGUGAAUUCAAGUAGUUGAGUAAUUGCACAUUGUACACUGUAAUUGUAACUUUAAAGCAAUAGUGUUUUCCCCAAUGUUUAAAAUGUUUUUGUGUCUGAAAAGCAUUAAAUGGUCAUAAACCAACUAAAAUCAUUA